Messenger RNA from Gracilinanus agilis (Agile Gracile Mouse Opossum), 520 nucleotides. RefSeq names its product NADH:ubiquinone oxidoreductase subunit A5 (gene NDUFA5). Gene Ontology annotation, biological process: respiratory electron transport chain. The transcript is spliced from 5 exons. The record is from RefSeq and is a predicted model, not a curated record. The coding region runs from base 104 to 454 and encodes 116 amino acids. Lineage: Eukaryota; Metazoa; Chordata; Mammalia; Didelphimorphia; Didelphidae.
CUACGGGCGACCGUAGGCUCUAGAUUUUCGGCAGUGGAUUCAACGGGUCUGAGAGCAGAUCCCUCCCAGAGUGCUGUGCGGCAUCGCCUGCUGGUUUGCUGUCAUGGCUGGGGUGCUGAAGAAGACCACAGGUCUGGUUGGACUGGCAGUAUGUGAGACCCCACGGGAGAGGCUAAAAUUAUUAUACACCAAGAUUCUUAAUACUCUUGAGUUAAUGCCCACCAACGCAGCAUAUAGAAAGUAUACAGAACAGAUUACAAAUGAAAGAAUGAAUAUGGUGAAGGAGGAAACAGAUCUUCAGAAACUAGAGGAUCAGCUUCAGGGUGGCCAGCUAGAAGAGGUGAUUCUUCAGGCUGAAAAUGAAUUAUCACUGGCAAGAAAAAUGUUGAUUUGGAAACCUUGGGAACCUUUACUGGAAGAACCACCAGCCAACCAAUGGAAAUGGCCAUUGUAAUCAAUUUUAAAUAUCAAUGGUGUAUAAUUUUUUUUGAAGAAUCAUUAAACACCUGUUUAAAUACUA